Ostertagia ostertagi is the source of this 234-nucleotide messenger RNA. Lineage: Eukaryota; Metazoa; Nematoda; Chromadorea; Rhabditida; Trichostrongylidae. The record is from the annotation of a GenBank genome assembly.
AUGCUGUGUAUGGACGAGCAGCCUAUCAAAGAGGAGCUGUUGAAAUUCGACGACAUGCUGGGCAAAGCAACAACGAAGCUCAUCGAUGAUAAGUAUCAAAUGGCUCCUGACUACAUUGUCGUCACUGCUGGGUACGAAACAACGUCCGCGAAAAUUGGCGUCGUCAGCGGAAAUUUCACCCAGAUUUGGAAGAAAUCUGGCAACUCCUACUUUGAUCUAUCACGACGAAUAUGA